Paramecium octaurelia is the source of this 998-nucleotide messenger RNA. NCBI's taxonomy places the organism in Eukaryota, Ciliophora, Oligohymenophorea, Peniculida, Parameciidae. The record is from the annotation of a GenBank genome assembly.
AUGGAUCAAUUAAUUGGUACAACUGUGAAUGGAUACUAAUUCAUAAAGCAAUUGGGAACUGGAUCCAUGGCUGAGUAACAAUCUCAAUUAUUUCAAAGCAUAUAUCUCGUGUAGGAUAAGACCUCGCAAGUCAAAUAUGUGGCUAAAGUUUAUACUUGCUUUAAUAGCGAUAUUAGAUGUCACAAUGAGGCCAUCAUCCUCGAGAAGUUGAGCCAUCCAAACAUAAUAACAAUUAAAAGGAAUCAGCAAUUAAAGUUACAGGUUAAUCGAAAUACCUAUUGUUAGGGGGAGCAAGGAGAGAAGAAUUGUUUGAUUUUGGAAUAUUUGGAAAAGGGCGACUUAUUUGAAUUCAUAGCUAAGUCUGGCCAUUUUGGGGAGAGUCUGUGUCGCUAUUACGUUCGGCAAUUGGUUUAGGUGGUUGAUUUUGUGCAUGGGAAUGGAUUUGUUCAUCGGAAUUUAAAAUUAGAGUCAUUAUUAUUAGAUAGAAAAUUUAAUCUAAAAUUAUGCAAUUUCUCGUGUGCGCAACAUCAGAAUAAAUAUAAGGAUGGUAAACUGAAGACCAAAGUGGGGACUGAGAGUAUAAUUAAUAAUUGCAUUUGAAGAUUACUAGGCACCGGAAGUUUUGCAUGGUGCAGUAUACAAUGGAGUGAAGGCAGAUGUGUUUUCUUUGGGAGUGAUAUUGUUCAUCAUGUAUAAGGGAUAGCCCCCCUUUUUGAAGGCCAAUUAAUAGGAUGCACUAUUCAAUUUGAUAAUUUAGGAGAACUACAAAUAAUUUUGGGAGAUUCAUUCCUAGAAGAAGAUUGAAUUUCACUUUGAUUUCAAGUAUUAAGUAAUUUAAGGCAAGGGAGCUCUUCCUGAGAAUGGUCAAUCCGAACCCGGAUACGAGAUUCAGUAUGGAGGAGGUGAAGAAUUCGAAGUGGUUUGAAGGAGUGUCUAUGAAUAUUUAGGAUGUGUAUGAGGAGAUGGGAAAGAGAGAGAAAUUUUUACUUAAUGUGUGA